This is a messenger RNA of Rasamsonia emersonii CBS 393.64, 1770 nucleotides long. Its product is annotated as C6 transcription factor. The transcript has a single exon. The coding region runs from base 1 to 1770 and encodes 589 amino acids. Gene Ontology annotation, molecular function: DNA binding; zinc ion binding; DNA-binding transcription factor activity, RNA polymerase II-specific. Lineage: Eukaryota; Fungi; Ascomycota; Eurotiomycetes; Eurotiales; Trichocomaceae. Gene Ontology annotation, biological process: regulation of DNA-templated transcription; DNA-templated transcription. The record is from RefSeq and is a predicted model, not a curated record.
AUGACCGAACAAACCGUCUCCUUCGCGUCCAAUGCUCCUCCCAAACCUUCAGGUCCGUCGCUGCUGGCCUGCCUGACCUGUCGACAGAAGCAUCUCAAAUGCGACGGCAAGGCACCCGUCUGCGGGCGUUGUGCUUCCUCAGGCACGAUUUGCCAAUACACGCCUUCGCGACGGGGGUACAAAGGCCCGUCCAAGAAGCGUCGCGCCAAUCCCCCCACCCCUGAGCAGCAGGCCCUGGGAGAGUCGACGUUGUUCAACCUCGAUGGCCGUAAAGUCGACAUUCCUCCAGACUGGAACAUUCCUGGCAUCAUUGGGCCGACGUCGUCAUCCUUGUCGACCCCACCUCUUCCCCCGACCUGUCUAGAUACUUCCGGGAACAACAACAAUAAUAAUAUGGUGGGCGUGUCGCAGCCGGGGAAUCAGGCAAACAUGGGUGUCAGAUCGCCCUUGACGCCCGAGUCGCAGUCGUCGCUGGGCGGCGACGGGUAUCUUGUCGAUGUCUACUACUCCAACUUCCAUCCCGCUCACCCGGUCCUGCCUCCCCACCGGCUGCUCUAUCGCUUUAAUCCGCCCCCCUACCUCGAGCAGGUGAUCAAAUUUAUCGGCGCGCAUUUCACCCCGGCCGCGUCCAGUGAGACCUACCGUCCUACAGUGGUAUCGUCUGUGGUGGACCAAGAUCCGUCGCCUGAAAAGGUCCAGGCGCUGCUGCUUCUUGCCAUUGUGCUUCAUUCUCGAAAUGAGCGAGGCGAAGCUGGGAACUGCCUGGCCCAGGCGAUGGACUUGGCCUACGAACUCGGGGUGCACCGCAAAUCCUUUGCAGAGACCAUGAGUGAUGGAGAUCCAAUCCGCGCGGAGAGCUUACGGCGGACCUGGUGGGAGCUCUUUAUUGUUGAAGGGAUGCUGACAGCGCUGGGUGUGAGGAGCAGCUUUACAGCAAGCAACGUGCCGCUCGAAGUGCCUCUACCGUGCGAGGAACGCAUCUACCAGAAUGGCCUGACGCCUCCGUCUCCGCCUACGAUUGCCCAGUUCGAUGACCGUGUCUUUGCCGAUGAGGACAUUGACUUUUCUUCCUACGCCUACCGGAUCGAGGCAGUCCGUAUUUUAGGCCGCGUCGUUCUCCUGAGCGAAACGGUCCAGGGCCAGCAGGAACAGAUCGAGGCUAUCGACGCCCGGAUCGCCAGCUGGUUCCAUCACCUCCCGGAAUCUAAGGCCGAACUGAUGCAGGCGGACGGCACCGUUGACGAGAUGAUGUUCCAAGCCAUGAUGGUGGUCAACGGGGCCUCGAUCUACCUCCACUUUCCCCGCUCGGAUCUGCUGUCGUCGCCGGCGGUGGCAGCGGAAGUGAUCUGCGGCCACCCGGGUCUCUGCAUGAUGCCAGCGUUUUCGCAUCACGCCCACGCGAUGAAGGCGGUCAAGGCGGCCAGCGAGAUCUCCACCCUGGCGGCGAUGCGCGUCCCGGUGACGAAGCACACGCCUUUCUUCAUCUGUGCCUUGGUGCUGAGCUCGAUCGUGCAGCUGGCGGCCUACUCGGUCAAGGCGGGGCAGAUGCCGGAUCCGCGUCGCGAUCGGCUGGCGCUGACGAUCGGGGUCUUCAAAUCGCUGGGUCGGACAUGGGCGAUUUCGCAGUCGGUGAUGCGGCAGAUCAAGGCCGUCGCUCGGGACGUGCUGGAGAUUGGCGUGCGGCCGGUGGAGCAGAACAGCCUCGACUUUAAUGCUUUCCUGGAGGGCAGUCAAUUCUGGUUCCCGGAGCCGCAGGUCAGCGGCAGUUGA